GGUAGCAACAGCGGCGGCGGCGGCGGCGGCCGGCCGGGAGGGCGCAGGUAUUUGGGACGCGGAUGCCCUUCGCGCCGGCUGUCGAGUGGGCAGCGUGGGAGCUCGCCCGGGCGCCCGGGGCCAGGGGGCCGCGUCGGGGGCCGCGGGCGUCCGAGACCUUCUGCCGCUUCGCCCCGCGCCGCUGCUUCGGCUUUCCGGCGAGGUGGGAGACCUUCCUCCCCGCCGGCCGACUUCCGAAGAGACCCUUAUUUUCCCACCACCGAGGUUGAGAGACUCUGCAAUCGAAGCAUCCGAGGAGGUGAGGGGAACCGUCACCAACUCCUCGGGGCUGGCCAGGUUCCCCUGUGGGAGCGGGAGACCACGCUGGAGCAUCUCACUGAGGUGCAGGAAUGGAAGAAGCCACCUUGCGUCCUGUCUGCCGUGUUGCCUGCCUGACCCACCCUUAGGAAUGAAGAGGAGUCUGGUAAUAACCCCAUGAGGUUCUGAAAGCCAAAUGGCAAGGGAAAUAUCACCGGCCAUAAACCAGUGAUCGUUUGGGGGCCACACGUUUCUGAAUGUAAUUGAACAAGCGUGAAGGGGGUGCCCUAUCAAAAAGCACAGCACGCCUUUAAGAGGAGGAAAAUUGAAAUUCCCCCCUUUUUGGCCAAGAUUUCGAAGACUGUUCAAUGUAUUGUACGUUUGGUAUAAGAUGAGAACUUUAUAAAAUCUUGUGCCCAAGAGCGUAAACAAUGACUACCCCAGCCCUGCUGCCCCUAUCUGGACGAAGGAUACCACCUCUGAACUUGGGGCCGCCUUCCUUCCCACAUCACAGGGCUACCUUGAGACUUUCGGAGAAGUUUAUCCUCCUCCUCAUUCUAAGUGCCUUCAUCACCCUGUGUUUUGGGGCAUUCUUCUUCCUUCCAGACUCUUCAAAACACAAACGCUUUGAUCUGGGUUUGCAAGAUGUGUUAAUUCCUCAUGUAGAUGCCAGCAAAGGGGCUAAAAAUCCUGGAGUCUUCCUGAUUCAUGGACCCGAUGAACAUAGACACAGGGAAGAAGAGGAACGCUUGAGAAAUAAAAUUCGAGCUGAUCACGAGAAGGCCCUGGAAGAAGCAAAAGAAAAAUUAAAAAAGUCGAGAGAGGAAAUCCGAGCAGAAAUUCAGACAGAGAAAAUUAAGGUAGUCCAGGAAAUGAAGACAAAAGAGAAAAAGCCACUGCCACCAGUCCCUAUACCAAACCUUAUAGGAAUAAAUGGUGGAGAUCCAGAAGACAAUGACAUAAGAAAGAAAAGGGAAAAAAUUAAAGAGAUGAUGAAACAUGCUUGGGAUAAUUAUAGGAUAUAUGGAUGGGGACAUAAUGAACUCAGACCUAUUGCAAAGAAAGGACACUCCACUAAUAUAUUUGGAAGUUCACAAAUGGGUGCUACCAUAGUAGAUGCUCUGGAUACCCUUUAUAUCAUGGGACUUCAUGAUGAAUUCCGAGAUGGGCAAAAAUGGAUUAAAGACAACCUUGAUUUCAGUGUGAAUUCAGAGGUGUCUGUGUUUGAAGUCAACAUUCGAUUUAUUGGAGGCCUACUUGCAGCAUACUACCUUUCAGGAGAGGAGAUAUUCAAGAUUAAAGCAGCUCAGUUGGCUGAGAAACUCCUUCCUGCCUUUAACACACCUACUGGGAUUCCCUGGGCAAUGGUGAAUCUAAAGAGUGGAGUGGGGCGAAACUGGGGUUGGGCAUCUGCAGGUAGCAGCAUUCUUGCUGAAUUCGGCACGUUGCAUAUGGAGUUUGUCCACCUCAGCUACUUGACAGGGGACCCGGUAUACUACAAAAAGGUCAUGCACAUUCGGAAACUACUUCAGAAAAUGGAUCGUCCAAAUGGUCUUUAUCCAAAUUAUUUGAACCCCAGAACGGGUCGCUGGGGUCAGUAUCAUACAUCAGUUGGCGGGCUGGGAGACAGUUUUUAUGAAUACUUACUGAAAGCAUGGCUGAUGUCAGACAAAACAGACCAGGAGGCGAGAAAAAUGUACGAUGAUGCUAUUGAGGCUAUAGAAAAACAUCUUAUUAAGAAAUCCCGUGGAGGUCUUACCUUUAUUGGAGAAUGGAAGAAUGGGCACUUGGAAAAGAAGAUGGGGCAUUUGGCUUGUUUUGCUGGGGGGAUGUUUGCACUCGGAGCAGAUGGUUCCAAGGACAAAGCCGGCCAUUAUUUAGAGCUAGGAGCGGAAAUUGCACGUACAUGUCAUGAGUCAUAUGACAGAACUGCAUUGAAGCUGGGUCCCGAAUCCUUCAAGUUUGAUGGCGCAGUAGAGGCCGUAGCGGUCCGGCAGGCUGAGAAGUAUUACAUCCUGCGUCCAGAAGUCAUCGAAACCUACUGGUACCUGUGGCGGUUCACUCACGACCCGCGAUACAGGCAGUGGGGCUGGGAGGCAGCGCUGGCUAUUGAAAAGUAUUGUCGCGUCAGUGGUGGAUUUUCUGGGGUGAAGGAUGUGUACUCUUCUACUCCUGCACACGACGAUGUACAGCAGAGCUUCUUUCUUGCUGAAACAUUAAAGUAUUUGUAUCUGCUGUUCUCCGGCGAUGACCUUUUACCUUUAGACCACUGGGUGUUUAAUACAGAGGCUCAUCCUCUGCCUGUGUUGCAUUUAGCCAACACCACACUUUCAGGAAAUCCUGCUGUUCGAUGAAAGCAGCUCCGGAAAGACCAUUCUCACCUGUGUUUUGUUUACAUGGACCACUACAGAAGUUAGUCUGGAGAGGGGACUUUUGAAAACUUGGACCUCUGAAGUCCACGUGGCAGGGCGGAACAUGACUCCCCAGAAGACUUGUCCACUUGUACAUAUCUCAGCUUUGAAAUAAUUCCAUUUUGUACCUGACCAAAACAUACUCGGGUAUGUGUCGGACAGAGACCUGCUGUGCUGUGAUUCUUAAGGAGGUGGUCACAGAGAAAUUCUGCUCGUUGCUACGACACCGCGUUUAGAGUCCUGGAAUCUGGAGGCUCGACUCCCUAAGAAUAAGCCAGGAAUGGGGGGGCAUGUCGCAGGAGUGAGAGGUGGCCUUUGGAACCAGUUUAUAUUUGUUUCCUCCCAAAGGGGAGCAGCUUUCAAGUCCAAUAUUUACGCAUUGUUUAUCCCAUUUUUCUGCAUUUUUAAUAAUGGAAUGAACUAAAAUAAUAGGGACAAAAGAACGGUAGAACUGCACCGGCAGCGAGAAGACUUGGAAAAGAAACAGAAGCACCUCUCCCUGUCUGAGCUUUCACGUUCCCCGUCAGGUGGUCAGACCGGCAGCCAUUUCAAAUCCCAUUCUAUUCCAUUGCAACUUCUUGGCUAAAUUUAGUUUUCUCUGGGGGCAAGAUCUCACAAAGAAUGUUCUUCAAGUCUUUGUGUCCAUAUGGAUCAUUGAAACUGCUGUUUUGUCAUAACCGCUACUUAGGAGCCUGGGUUUGGGAUGUCAUGCAUGUGGUCCAGUCUAGUGUUGGUAGCAUGGCAGAAAGCGCGGGAAAUGCCGCAGUUUGUCACCUUGAAAUGUGCUCUAAGAGAAAGCCUUGGUUUUUUUGGUAGGAGAUGAUUUUCCCAAACCAGCAAAUCUACCAAGUAAAUUUUAUCCAUUUUAACCUCAUUAUAAACGUAGUAGAAUCCCGCAACUUACAACUCUAUUUGUGUGGCUUGGCCAAAUUUACUAUACUAUUAUGCAGCUCUGAAUUUACCUUGAUGAGUCAAAUUGCUUUUACGACUUAUUAAAUCAAAGACAAAAUACAGCGAAACUUCCUGGAAUAGUCUAUCUGAAAUGGAGACAGGAUCCUUUAUUUAUUCUCUCAUCAGAUUAGUGAGCUUUUCACCAAUAUUUUGUGUAAGAAAUAAAUUCAACUUUUAUUUUCUCUAAGGAUAGUUAUAGAAAUCCAAAGAGUUAAUCAAAAUACGUUCAAAAUAAUUUUUAGUGAUAAAAGCGUGUUGUAAUUAAUCGUAUUACACAAAAUUUGGGAUAUAGCUAAGGGACUUUCUCUUAGCAUCAGUAGAUUUUGCAGAAAGAACUUAAAUUUUAUCAAGAACUAUAUUAUAAGAUAAAUAUCUAACACUUAUAAAUCUUCUGUCCCUUGAAUUUAUGUCACAGUGCAAGACACUUUUUCUUCUUUACAUUUAAUACAAACAGCUUCCAUUGAGAAUAAAAGUUGGGAGUAGUAUAAUUAGGCUAAUAUUUGCUCUGAAUUUGAAGCUUUCCGGAAACAAAUGUCUGUGCAAGAAGCCCACCUUGGAAUUCUGAAGACUUAUUCCCUUACUUUGGUAGCUUUUCUUUUUAAACUUUUAUGAGCAUGCAGUAGGUUUACAUUGGGAACAGAUUUAAUAAAUUAAUGUAAUUUAUUGCUUUCCAAGGGGGAUCAUCAUAUGCCACAACUCGUCAGACAGAGCUUACAGUGCGGCCCGUCGUCAGUAUUGAUAGCCACCCCGAGACUUCCCUAUAUUCAUAGAAGACGGGGGUGUGGAGCCAGUUGCAUUAUUUAAGUCUUUAAGAGAGUUACGUUUUAGCACAUAUUUUGAAAUUGUAAUAUCUUCUACUACUUGAACAAUUAAAAUUUUUAAAGGAGAAGGGUAGAUGACUAUAGCUUCAGAAGAGAAAGGGAAAGUAUUUGGUUCUCAGAAAAAGUGAAGAGCUCGAGCUGGCAAGGACCCAGAGCAGCUAUGUAGAUGGCAACGAAGCCUCCUUCGCUUUGUUUAGAAAAUGCAGAGUAAAGGGGCCUUCUUGGUUCCCAGGAGCUUCUCAAGGAGUGAGAAGACAGAAGCCCCACUCCUGAGUGCUCUGUCGCUUUCUCAGAUGACUGGAGCUUGCGAGGAGGGAGACAUGGACAAACAGGACCCGUUCCGGAACAAGUAAAGACUGACAGGGACAGUGGGCGGGUCUUCACCACCCACCCACCCGCCUGCCUGCCUGUGAUGAUGAGAAGACUAGAACUUAGAACAAUGCUUCCAUUUUCUCCUUCUGAAUACCAAAGGCGAUUAAAGUCAGCUACAAAUGA
Messenger RNA from Rhinolophus ferrumequinum (greater horseshoe bat), 4975 nucleotides. It is a transcript of the gene MAN1A2, whose product is annotated as mannosidase alpha class 1A member 2. The coding region runs from base 729 to 2651 and encodes 640 amino acids. Gene Ontology annotation, molecular function: mannosyl-oligosaccharide 1,2-alpha-mannosidase activity; calcium ion binding. NCBI's taxonomy places the organism in Eukaryota, Metazoa, Chordata, Mammalia, Chiroptera, Rhinolophidae. Gene Ontology annotation, biological process: N-glycan processing; carbohydrate metabolic process. The record is from RefSeq and is a predicted model, not a curated record. The transcript has 13 exons. Gene Ontology annotation, cellular component: Golgi membrane; extracellular exosome; endoplasmic reticulum.